Messenger RNA from Alternaria ventricosa, 840 nucleotides. RefSeq lists its product as uncharacterized. The coding region runs from base 1 to 840 and encodes 279 amino acids. The record is from RefSeq and is a predicted model, not a curated record. Lineage: Eukaryota; Fungi; Ascomycota; Dothideomycetes; Pleosporales; Pleosporaceae. The transcript is spliced from 2 exons.
AUGGGAUUUGCUGCCACGCACAUUACCAACAUGAAAGACACAAAACCUACUAUGCCUUCAAUGAAGCAAGAAUCUCCAGACAUGUACAGAACCGACACUGAGCUGGGGAACAAGCCCGUCGGCAUGCCCAUCACGAAACACAACCAAACUGGCGACACCGAUACCAACCGACAACCAACUCCCAACACCUGUCCACCAGUCCCUGAUAUCUGGCUUUUCCGUCUGUGCAACCCACCCACCAGAAAACUUACCCGAAAAGAACGAGCGAAAAUAUUCAGGGCGCAGGAAAGGAUCGACGCAGCACUAUGUGGCCUUGGGCCUGGUGUCAACAUUGCGAAGAGCGUCCCCCUACGCAGUCUGAACUUGCCACCGCAACAAGACGCUGCGAUUACAGUGGCACAAGAGCAGCUCGAGAUGAAUGUCCGGUGGAGAAGGAUCAACUUCGGGAAAGGGCAAUUGACUGUCGAUGCCGAAUUGGAAGCUUCGGCUGCGAUGCGGCGGUUUAGAGUUCAGGCUCAUAGACAGGGACAGCGAGAGAAACGGCGGCAAACACACAAAUCAGCUCAGAUUCACGCUCCAUCGAAGGCCUUACAAGAUACGAGCCGUUUAAUGCCAGCGUCAUCUCCACUACCGCAACACCCCACCGGAUUCAUAUCCGUGUCCAGAGCUCCUGAGCGCGAAGCAUCUCGCAUGAACGCCGGCCAGCCAAAGGGUCCGAAGGAUUUCGAGAAAGCAAAGCAUAGAGUCGAAGAAGAGGGACGUUGGUGCGAAGAGUUUAAGCAGUGGUACUCAGGGUAUGAUUCUGACUACUAUGAUUGUAUUGACUACACAAUGAAUUGA